This is a messenger RNA of Topomyia yanbarensis, 1047 nucleotides long. RefSeq lists its product as uncharacterized. The transcript has a single exon. The record is from RefSeq and is a predicted model, not a curated record. The coding region runs from base 1 to 1047 and encodes 348 amino acids. Lineage: Eukaryota; Metazoa; Arthropoda; Insecta; Diptera; Culicidae.
AUGGCAGGCGAAGGACCCAUGCUCCAAAACACAGUCUUCGACUGGAUUGUUUCAGGACGAGUUCCCAAACAGUCGAAUGAGCUUCAAUCAGCAGUGUCCUUAUCAUGUACAACGACGGACAUUCACAACCUACUGACAAGGUUCUGGGAGUUGGAAACGUGUAGAUCCAACAGUACACAGUCAGUUGAGGAAUCUGCGUGUGAGAUGCUAUUCGCUCAGACUGUAGCACGCGACGACAGCGGAAGAUUCGUCGUUACCUUGCCGAAAAGAGAGUUCAUCCUUCAGCAGAUCGGUGAUUCAAAAGACAUAGCUUUGCGUCGAUUUGCGGGGUUAGAAAGGCGGUUUCAGUCGAAUUUCGAGUUGAGGUUGAGAUACACUGAGAUUAUCCUUGAGUUUCAACAACUAGGUCACAUGAAGGAGGUAAUGAGUCAAACCGAUGAGCACCCCGUAUUCUACCUUCCACACCACGCAGUUUUGAAGCCAGACAGCACAACGACCAAACUCCGAGUAGUGUUCGAUGCCUCGUGCAAGUCGUCAUCCGGAGUUUCAUUGAAUGACGCAUUAAUGGUUGGCCCUGUAGUUCAAGAAGAUCUUUUAUCGAUCACUAUCCGUUUCCGUCUUCAUCCAGUCGCUAUCGUCGCCGAUAUUGAAAAAAUGUACCGGAUGAUAAAGGUGUUACCAUUCGAUCAACAUCUUCAACGCAUAUUAUGGAGGGAUUCAGUCAACGAACCAGUACGGUUGUUUGAGUUAACGGCGGUUACAUAUAGUACAGCAUCCGCUCCUUAUCUGGCGACCAAAUGUUUGCAGCGGUUGGCCGAAGAUGGGUUGCAAUCAUUUCCUCGCGCUGCUUGUGCACUGAAGAAAGAUUUCUAUGUCGACGAUAUGUUAACUGGAGCAGGUAACAUCGAAGACGGUAAGCAGUUGACGAAGGAGAUGAUCGUGUUAACGAAUUCAGGGGGUUUCACAUUGCGGAAAUGGGCUUCCAAUUGCCCCACGCUUCUGGCUGAUUUACCACCCUCAUUAUUGGAUGACCGACACUUGAGCUGA